Messenger RNA from Bombina bombina (fire-bellied toad), 528 nucleotides. Its product is annotated as gamma-crystallin-3-like. Bases 1 to 528 code for a protein of 175 amino acids. NCBI's taxonomy places the organism in Eukaryota, Metazoa, Chordata, Amphibia, Anura, Bombinatoridae. The record is from RefSeq and is a predicted model, not a curated record. Gene Ontology annotation, biological process: lens development in camera-type eye; visual perception. The transcript is spliced from 3 exons. Gene Ontology annotation, molecular function: structural constituent of eye lens.
AUGGGAAAGAUUUUCUUCUAUGAGGACAGGAACUUCCAAGGUCGCUGCUAUGAAUGCAGCUCAGACUGUUCCGACAUGUCUUCAUACUUCAGCCGCUGCAAUUCCAUCAAAGUAGAAAGCGGAAAUUGGAUUCUCUAUGAACAUCCCAACUUCAGGGGAUACCAAUACUAUCUUUGGAGGGGGGAAUAUCCCGACUUGCAUCAAUGGAUGGGAUACAAUGAUUCAAUCAGAUCUUGCCGCUUGACCCCUCAGCACCAAGGUCCUUAUAAACUAAGGCUCUACGAGAGGGGAGACUUCAAAGGACAGAUGAUGGAAUUUUCUGAAGACUGCCCACAUGUCUAUGAACGGUUCCGUUACAAUGAUAUAAAUUCAUGCAAUGUGUCUGAUGGUCAUUGGAUGUUCUAUGAAGAGCCCAAUUACAAAGGACGUCAGUAUUACCUGAGACCUGGAGAGUACAAAAAAUAUUCUGACUGGGGUGCUGUGAACCCCAGAAUUGGCUCCAUCAGACGUGUUCACCACCUAUUUUAA